UAAAAAUGGCGUCCAAUUUGUUUUCUUGACACCUGUCAAAAAUGACAUUGAACGCUGUGACGUAAACAAACUAGCUUUUUAGGUUAGGUGACGUGUUGUUUUCUGAAGUAGAAGAAAAAACCACUUACCGGCGCCCGAUACCCGAAAAUUUCAAUAAAACUAACAAUGGCAGACACAGGCAAACUAAUCAGGUACUCGUCCCCAGUGAACCCAGCCGUGUUCCCCCAUUUAACGUUAGUACUACUGGGGAUCGGCAUCUUUUUCACCGCCUGGUUCUUCGUUUACGAGGUAACGAGCAACAAACAGACCCGCAGCCUGAAAAAAGAAAUCGCCACCGCCAUGGUAGCUUCAGUCUUCUCUGGAUUCGGCAUUGUGUUUUUACUGCUUACAGUGGGGAUUUAUGUGUAAUAUAUCCAUAAUAAUUUUGUAAGUUAUUAAGACUGUAAGGGUAAUAUAAGUUAAUGUUUCUAGAUUAA
This is a messenger RNA of Anthonomus grandis grandis, 476 nucleotides long. It is a transcript of the gene kud, whose product is annotated as transmembrane protein 258. The record is from RefSeq and is a predicted model, not a curated record. Gene Ontology annotation, cellular component: membrane-bounded organelle. Gene Ontology annotation, biological process: protein N-linked glycosylation. The transcript has 2 exons. The coding region runs from base 166 to 408 and encodes 80 amino acids. NCBI's taxonomy places the organism in Eukaryota, Metazoa, Arthropoda, Insecta, Coleoptera, Curculionidae.